Macrosteles quadrilineatus (aster leafhopper) is the source of this 741-nucleotide messenger RNA. RefSeq lists its product as uncharacterized. Gene Ontology annotation, cellular component: extracellular region. Gene Ontology annotation, molecular function: chitin binding. The transcript has 4 exons. NCBI's taxonomy places the organism in Eukaryota, Metazoa, Arthropoda, Insecta, Hemiptera, Cicadellidae. The record is from RefSeq and is a predicted model, not a curated record. The coding region runs from base 1 to 741 and encodes 246 amino acids.
AUGGCCAGUCCUCUUAUCUACAACGUUGUGUUAAAGACCCAACCUGACUCAGUUCUCUCAGAAGACCUCUGUGCCUCGGAGUACUCCUGUGCGAGCUGCUCCCAAGUGAGGAUCUGCCGCCGAAGUCAAGGGAGGUACCAGGAGGUGUUUAGACUCAAUUGCGGUGGUUCCACCCCUUUCUGUGAUCCUAGAGGGUUCUGCAGUGCUAACUUUACUCACGAGUGUGCCAAUGUUGGAAUCUUCCCCUGUAUGCAGGACGGAGUGUUUCCCGACCCCCUAGACUGUAAGGCCUACCACGUAUGCUACAAUGGGACGUCCCAUAGCUUCCAGUGUCCCAGUGGGACGUAUUUUAAUGGGACUCAUUGCGGGUCUACUUCCUGCAAUACCAUCAACUGCAAAGGAAAAUCUGGAAUAAAGGUGCCUUACCCCCUCAAUGCGUCCACUUAUGCGUUUUGUCUCAACGACAAGCCAUUGUUCAUGGAUAUUUGUCCUCCAGACAAUAAAAUGCACGAGGAACUACAACAGUGUUUGCCUGUCUGCAGCUACACUGGUGAGAAGAUACCUUACCAUUCGGACAGCACAAAGUAUUACUCCUGCUCUCGUCCUUCCACGUUUGUCAUCCACUACUGUCCUGAGGGCCAAAGGUUCGAUCCCUCUUCCAGGUCCUGCACGAGAACCUCCGUAUCCUGUGUACCAUCUAGAACCAGCGACCUUACCAUGGCUAUUUCGGUCUAUCACUAA